AGACAUUGCCAAAUUGUAAAACAAGACUUGGAAAUUACAGAAAAUGUUGCUAGUUAUUGAUUACGGUGACCAUUCAGUUCCCAUUGAGCCACCCAAAAGAAUCAUUCAUUUUCCAGCAGAGAGCCUGCUCAUUUGCAAGAUAAAAGAGAGACAUUUCUGCACAUGCCCAUAAUGUUCUUCACCACUGGGGGCAGCUUUACAUAAGACUGCAUUCACUGAAACCAAAGCAACAGUCCGAGCAGCUUUCAGAAUGACAGUCUGCAGAAGUGAGCUGAGCGUGUGUGCGGUACGGGGCUCUCCUGCCUCCUGGGCUCCAACGCAGCUUUGUGGCUGAAGUGGGUGCUCACCACCAGAAAUGCUGGGCUAUGGAAUACAGAUGUGGCAGCUCAGGUAGCCCCACGUUGCCUGGAGGAAUACAUCAUGCUUUCCGAUAAGAAGAAAUUGUAGAAGCCAGUUUUUUUUUUUUUUUUUUUAACGUCCCCCCCCACAACAACAACAAAAAAACUGUAAAGAUGCAAAAACGUAAUAUCCAUGAAGAUCCUAUUACCUAGGAAGAUUUUUUUGAUGUUUUGCUACAAAUGCGGUGCUGGAAUUUAUUUGUUCUUGGAGUGUUCUGCGUGGCUGGCAAAGAAUAAUGUUCCAAAAUCGGUCCAUCUCCCAAGGGGUCCAAUUUUUCUUCCUGGGUGUCAGCGAGCCCUGACUCACAGUGCAGCUGACAGGGGCUGUCAUGCAAGUGGCCCCUUAAGCCAAAGCAAAAGACCUAAGGACGACCUUUGAACAAUACAAAGGAUGGGUUUCAAUGUAAUUAGGCUACUGAGCGGAUCAGCUGUAGCACUGGUUAUAGCCCCCACUGUCUUACUGACAAUGCUUUCUUCUGCCGAACGAGGAUGCCCUAAGGGCUGUAGGUGUGAAGGCAAAAUGGUAUAUUGUGAAUCUCAGAAAUUACAGGAGAUACCCUCAAGUAUAUCUGCUGGUUGCUUAGGUUUGUCCCUUCGCUAUAACAGCCUUCAAAAACUUAAGUAUAAUCAAUUUAAAGGGCUCAACCAGCUCACCUGGCUGUACCUUGACCAUAAUCAUAUCAGCAAUAUUGAUGAGAAUGCUUUUAAUGGAAUACGCAGACUCAAAGAGUUGAUUCUGAGUUCCAACAGAAUCUCCUAUUUUCUCAACAAUACCUUCAGACCUGUGACAAAUUUACGGAACUUGGAUCUGUCCUAUAAUCAGCUGCAUUCUCUGGGAUCUGAACAGUUUCGGGGAUUGCGGAAGCUGCUGAGUUUACAUUUACGGUCUAACUCCCUGAGAACCAUCCCCGUGCGAAUAUUCCAAGACUGCCGCAAUCUGGAACUUUUGGACCUGGGAUAUAACCGGAUCCGAAGUUUAGCCAGGAAUGUCUUUGCUGGCAUGAUCAGACUCAAAGAACUUCACCUGGAGCACAAUCAAUUUUCUAAGCUCAACCUGGCCCUUUUUCCAAGGUUGGUGAGCCUUCAGAACCUUUACUUGCAGUGGAAUAAAAUCAGUGUCAUAGGACAGACCAUGUCCUGGACCUGGAGCUCAUUACAAAGGCUUGAUUUAUCAGGCAAUGAGAUUGAAGCUUUUAGUGGACCUAGUGUUUUCCAGUGUGUCCCAAAUCUGCAGCGCCUCAACCUGGAUUCCAAUAAGCUUACAUUUAUUGGUCAAGAGAUUUUGGAUUCUUGGAUAUCUCUCAAUGACAUCAGUCUUGCCGGGAAUAUAUGGGAAUGCAGCAGAAAUAUCUGUUCCCUGGUAAACUGGCUGAAAAGUUUUAAAGGUCUGAGGGAGAAUACAAUUAUCUGUGCCAGUCCCAAAGAGCUGCAAGGAGUAAAUGUGAUCGAUGCCGUGAAGAACUACAGCAUCUGUGGCAAAAGUACCACGGAGAGGUUUGAUCUGGCCAGGGCUCUCCCCAAGCCGACAUUUAAGCCUAAGCUCCCCCGGCCGAAGCAUGAGAGCAAGCCCCCUCUGCCCCCCACAGUGGGAGCCACGGAGCCCGGCCCAGAGACCGAUGCUGACACCGAGCACAUCUCUUUCCAUAAAAUCAUCGCAGGGAGUGUGGCCCUUUUCCUGUCCGUGCUCGUCAUCCUGCUCGUUAUCUACGUGUCAUGGAAGCGGUACCCUGCGAGCAUGAAGCAGCUACAGCAGCGCUCCCUCAUGCGAAGGCACAGGAAAAAGAAAAGACAGUCCCUAAAGCAAAUGACUCCCAGCACCCAGGAAUUUUAUGUAGAUUAUAAACCCACCAACACGGAGACCAGCGAGAUGCUGCUGAAUGGGACGGGACCCUGCACCUAUAACAAAUCAGGCUCCAGGGAGUGUGAGAUACCUUUAUCAAUGAAUGUGUCAACCUUUCUGGCAUACGACCAGCCCACAAUAAGUUACUGUGGGGUGCAUCACGAACUUCUCUCUCAUAAGUCCUUUGAAACGAAUGCACAGGAAGAUACGAUGGAAUCACACCUAGAGACUGAGCUGGACCUGAGCACAAUCACAACAGCUGGCCAAAUCAGUGACCAUAAACAGCAGCUGACUUAACUGAGCUAAUUGGUAGCCAAGGGUUGCCACCAAACUUUGUAACCUCAAGGACAAAAUGAGGAAGAUUUGUUCAUUGUGGACUCUAAAAGCAAAACACAACAAAAAUCCCCUGUUAAACAAAAAUCCAAGAUUUAUUCAUGAAAUAAAGAAGACAUGAAUUGUUUCAAGUCUACACUUUGUAAUUAGCUAAGUUGUGCAGUAUUUUUUUGACUUAAACAGAGUAUGACCCUGAAAAAAGAAAAAGAAUCUUUUUUUCAAAACUCAUCCUACCUACCUGUAAAAACUGUACAGAGCUAAUGUAUUUUUCAUAUUGUAAAGUUUCAAUUAUAGAAACAACUGGUAUGUACAGUACCAUAAUUUAAUUACAUUUUACUUUACAAACUUUACACAUUUCAGUUUCUAAAACUUUAAAUUAACAAAAUAUUAUUUCUUGUGUUAUUCAGAGUUACUCAGUUUUGUAGGGACUGUUUUGUUACUGCUUUUGUGCCCAGAAACCUUGACUCUAAAAUUCUGUGCUGUGCGAAACAUGCACGAUUUUUAUCAUGCUUACUGCGUAGAAUUUUAUCUACUUCUUCCAGAAAUAAUACAUUAACCAAAAAGGAUUUAAUUGUUGAGACUUGUAAGAAGUUCUUCAAUUACAUAGGCAGGUUUUUCUUAUAAAUGAAAAAAAAAAAUCAAAGAUUUUUUUUUUUAACACUUCUCAGACUUAACUGUUGCCUUGAAUUACAGCCUAGUUUCUAAGCAGUGAAAUGUAAUGAUAAAGAGGGAUAUUUUAACAACAUAUUUCUGAAUGAAUUGACUCAUUAUUUCAUUCUUUUGAGUAACCCAUUGUUAAGGGUAGGGGGAAGCAUGGACAAAACAUCACUGGAAACAAAGGCCGUAACCACAGCAACAGACUUUGAUACACUUAAAAGGUGCAGCUGCCAGUGACAAAGAAAAACUUGUUACAUCUCAUUAUUUUCAGGCCAAGGUGGGAAGGAUAGAGCAUAAUAAUUGUACAGUAGCUGAUUUUCUCCUAAUUAACCUAAAGUGGUUUACCUAAAAAUAACCAUCAGUCAGUGCAAAAUGUGCCUGGUUUUUAAAACAACUUUUCAUUUAGAAUUGUGAGGCUAUAUUUGGGAACAUCUCAAAGGAAGUAUGAAAUUUUUCACUUUGUGCGCUACAUCAAUUCUCUUCUGGGGAAGAAGUCAAAACUUUGAGAGCUCAUUCCAUAUAGAUAUCAGCCAUGGUGGAGAACUUUAUAACUCAAAUAAACUGUAAACACCCUUAAUAUGUUCUAAAUUGUUUAUAUUGCAUCCAUAAUGAGAUUCACCUCUAAAUUAUCUGGAAAAUAACCCAGAGUAAUUUGAAGCCACCCCGAAUCAUAUAUUGAUUAUGUAAUUGUAUUAUAAAGUAAAUUUAAAUGACAUUCUGAAAACCAACUUUUCAGAGGAUGAAAUAAUCAACUUGUUUCUGCUGUUUGCUUGACACAGAUUAUUGUUUGAAACUGUUGUUACUUUAUCUCUGGUAUUCACACAUUUCUUUUGUGUGUUUUUAAUAUAAAACUACAAGUUUCAAUUGCUGUUGCACUAGGAGAAAUGCUUUUUUUAUGUUGUCAUUUUGUAUUCAUAACAUCAAAAAUAGGCUGAGCAAAUGUCAAUCCAAAAGGGUCAAACACAAUCAAAAACAAUGAAGAAAAGAAUUUGUCAAAAACAGCAUCAAACUUUCAAUUUAUUUCUUCCAAAGAAGUUAUAUCUACAAAAGUCUAGUCUUAUGCUGAUUUUUCAUGGCAAAUUGAAGAGCAGCUUAAAGAAGAAUGAACUGAAAAAAUGUACAGCAAAAUUUUGUUGGAAAAUAUACACUCAAAAAAAAAUUGGAAGAAGCAAACACUCUUAAUAAUUUAAGUGAAACUUAAUGUCUAUCAACUAUUUAGCAAACCAGAUUUUGUAACAUAUUUUGCAUAAAUUGUUUGCUAUUCAAAAUUUUUUGUCAUGUUACAUCUAAUCUUAAUGUUUAUUUUUUUCUGAUUUCUAAUUUCUUUGCAAUAUAUCAUUGUCAGUAUUCUUAAUCCUCUACAUUGAGGUUUUGUUUUGCACAGUUAGCAAAUUUAUAGAGGAUUAAUUAUAAGCCCUUAUUGUGGGCCUGAAAUUGGAUGCAAAAUUUUAUUUAUUAUCUAAACCAAAAUGUCAUUUGCAAUUUUUUCUUCUUAGAAGUUGUCCUUGCAA
Messenger RNA from Lutra lutra (Eurasian river otter), 4739 nucleotides. It is a transcript of the gene LRRTM3, whose product is annotated as leucine rich repeat transmembrane neuronal 3. The record is from RefSeq and is a predicted model, not a curated record. Gene Ontology annotation, molecular function: protein binding. NCBI's taxonomy places the organism in Eukaryota, Metazoa, Chordata, Mammalia, Carnivora, Mustelidae. Bases 790 to 2535 code for a protein of 581 amino acids. The transcript is spliced from 3 exons.